This is a messenger RNA of Serinus canaria (Common canary), 2115 nucleotides long. Its product is annotated as circumsporozoite protein-like. Lineage: Eukaryota; Metazoa; Chordata; Aves; Passeriformes; Fringillidae. The coding region runs from base 896 to 1909 and encodes 337 amino acids. The record is from RefSeq and is a predicted model, not a curated record. The transcript has 3 exons.
UUCUAUUUAUUGAAUUACUGAAAGCUUUUAGAGUAAAAGCAGAGUUAGACUGGGAGCACAUUUUAGAACUGUGAUUUAAUAUUAGAGGAUUGCAAUACACACUUAAACCUAAGAAUUGGUACCAAGAGCUCUCCCAGGACCAAGAUUUUUUUCUAAACUGGGCUUUUAACAGAAAAGAUUCUGCUAGUGCAGCAGCUUUACAGUUUGGGGGAAUUACCCACCCUUUCCACUGAGUAUUUUACAUUAUUUACAUUUCACAAUAUACACUUUUGCUCAGCCCUUGCUUAUUCAGGUGAAAUGAAAACACGUAUGUGCUCACAUCUGCACAGUGCCAGAGGGGACACAGCAAUCCCUGGAAGUGGUGGCUCUUCCUUUGCAGUGAUCUUGUUUUUCUAGCAGGACAGAGAAAAUUUCAGACUUUCAGAAUCCUGUAGCUACCUAGAUGAGCUAUUUUAUCUUUGCCCUUUGCUAAGCCAGUGUUUGAUUUUAUGUAGGAGUAAAGACAGUGAGCGAAUUCUGGUCCUGCAGUGAAAAGUCCUUAUAAUCUUGGUUGCUCACAAAACAUGCCAGAAUUAAAAAUCACAAAAAUACAACCAGCUGCUCUAAUCUUCCAUGCAGUACAUUUAAAGCCAUGGGUAAUUUCACUGACUCUGCAGAGAAUGUCCAAUUGCUAAAUAGCAAUCUACACAAUUCAGGAAAGCAGAGCAUGGUCUCAGGAGCCAAAAAGCAGAGCACACUUGAGGCCUGUGUGGUUCCCCCUGGGCUGGGUGAGGACCUGGGUGUUGCUGUGCCUGCCACUAAACAUCAGUCAGUGGAAGGUGUAGGAUGGCAAAAAUAAAAUAACACUGGACAAACAGGAAUGGCUUCAAACCAAAAGAGAGUCAGGUUGGAGUAGAUGUCAGGCAGAAAUUAUUCCCUGCAAGGAUGGCACAGGAACCAGUUGUCCAGAGAAGAUGUGGGUGCCCCAUCCCUGGAAGUGUCCAAGGCCAGGCCGGAGGGAUAUCCUGGAUGUGUCCAAGGCCAGGCUGGAGGGAUAUCCUGGAUGUGUCCAAGGCCAGGCCGGAGGGAUAUCCUGGAAGUGUCCAAGGCCAGGCUGGAGGGUAUCCUGGAAGUGUCCAAGGCCAGGCUGGAGGGUCUCCUGGAAGUGUCCAAGGCCAGGCUGGAGGGUCUGCUGGAAGUGUCCAAGGCCAGGCUGGAGGGUCUCCUGGAAGUGUCCAAGGCCAGGCUGGAGGGUCUGCUGGAGUGUCCAAGGCCAGGCUGGAGGGUCUCCUGGAGUGUCCAAGGCCAGGCUGGAGGGUCUCUUGGAAGUGUCCAAGGCCAGGCUGGAGGGUCUCCUGGAGUGUCCAAGGCCAGGUUGGAGGGUCUGCUGGAAGUGUCCAAGGCCAGGCCGGAGAGUCUGCUGGAAGUGUCCAAGGCCAGGCCAGAGGGUCUGCUGGAAGUGUCCAAGGCCAGGCCAGAGGGUCUGCUGGAAGUGUCCAAGGCCAGGCUGGAGGGUCUCCUGGAGUGUCCAAGGCCAGGCUGGAGGGUCUGCUGGAAUGUCCAAGGCCAGGCUGGAGGGUCUCCUGGAGUGUCCAAGGCCAGGCUGGAGGGUCUCCUGGAGUGUCCAAGGCCAGGCUGGAGGGUCUGCUGGAAGUGUCCAAGGCCAGGCUGGAGGGUGUGCUGGAGUGUCCAAGACCAGGUUGAGGGGUCUGCUGGAAGUGUCCAAGGCCAGGCCAGAGGGUCUGCUGGAAGUGUCCAAGGCCAGGUUGGAGGGUCUCCUGGAGUGUCCAAGACCAGGUUGGAGGGUCUGCUGGAAGUGUCCAAGGCCAGGCCAGAGAGUCUGCUGGAAGUGUCCAAGGCCAGGCUGGAGGGUCUCCUGGAGUGUCCAAGGCCAGGCUGGAGGGUCUCAGACCAUCCUGGUCCCCUCUGAGGUGUCCCUGCCCACGGGACACCUUCCAUCCAAACCAGUCCAUGAUUCCAUAACACCCUCCAGGGUAUGAUUCCUGAUGCCUUCACUGCAUGGCUGGCCCCUCACUAGAUGUUUAUUGCUGGAAGUCAGGCACUGUAAAAUGCAGCAGGAAAAGGCUGGGAAGGUUCACCUGCUUCACUGGGGUAACCUGUGCCUGUUUCCCUCCU